This is a messenger RNA of Funneliformis mosseae, 189 nucleotides long. Lineage: Eukaryota; Fungi; Glomeromycota; Glomeromycetes; Glomerales; Glomeraceae. The record is from the annotation of a GenBank genome assembly.
AUGUCAGACGACAAGACAGAUGAAAACUAUAAUGAAUUUAUCAAAGAAUAUGGGGAAAGGUAUAUUGCAAAAUUUGGAUGUUAUUAUGAUCACGAAUUUGAUUCUGAUAAAAUGGUAAAAAUACUUAUUCAAGCUAAAAAGAAAAAUGUGUCUGAUUUUAUUACUGCAUUUAGUGAUUAUCUUAGUUAG